Cynara cardunculus var. scolymus (artichoke) is the source of this 414-nucleotide messenger RNA. RefSeq names its product ethylene-responsive transcription factor 14-like. NCBI's taxonomy places the organism in Eukaryota, Viridiplantae, Streptophyta, Magnoliopsida, Asterales, Asteraceae. Bases 1 to 414 code for a protein of 137 amino acids. Gene Ontology annotation, biological process: ethylene-activated signaling pathway; regulation of DNA-templated transcription. The record is from RefSeq and is a predicted model, not a curated record. Gene Ontology annotation, molecular function: DNA binding; DNA-binding transcription factor activity. The transcript has a single exon.
AUGGAUCACGGCGGCGCUUCCAAGGACAGCCACGCCGGAGGUGGUGGUGGAGGAGAAGAGGUCAGGUACCGCGGAGUUAGACGUCGGCCAUGGGGGAAGUAUGCGGCGGAGAUUCGUGACCCGAACAAACAAGGUGUUAGGGUUUGGCUGGGAACGUUUGCCACGGCGGAGGAAGCUGCCAGAGCUUAUGAUAAGGCUGCUUUUGAUAUGAGAGGUCACAUGGCGGUUCUGAACUUUCCGGCGGAAUAUCCGCCGACUUUUUCUGCUGCUGCUUACAAUGCUAACUCCACCAUGGCAGCCACCGCUUCUUCUUCGUCAUCCAUGGCUACCCGAGAAGUGUUCGAAUUCGAAUGCUUGGAUGAUAAGUUGUUAGAGGAUCUUCUUGGUUAUGAUAAUACAAAACACAAGAAGUGA